AUGCAGCGCGACUUGGAGUACUUCCGUGACCUGCACCAUCAAACUUCCCGGCCGCGCAAUGCAGCGCUCGAAAAGGACACGUCUGCAUCCGUUAGUCGUGGCGGUCCAGCCGGGAGAGGUCGCGGACGCGCACUCAAGCCAUUUCGGGGAAGAGGGCGCCGGGGCGUCAUGCUCGCGGCUGAAGACGCACACGAGGGCCACCUCUCAGCACUUCCACCCAUAAACUCAUACGGGAGGCAGGCGGUAUCUUCUUCAAUGCUCCAUGCGGAUCGCGGAUUUCAAUAUGCUGACGGCGCUCCGAUAUUGCCCGCAAAGCGGAGGCGUACGGGAAUGACGGAUAUGCUUUACGGGGAUGAUUUCCCAUCAGAGGACGAGUCGGCUGGUCCUCUGACGCGCAAACAAUCUGCAGGGAGCCAUGAUGCAGCGGCUCAAAGCCCGGCUAGCGACGAAGAUGAGCAGUUUAUCUCGGGCGAGGAAACGUUGUCGCCGUAUGACUUCUCGCAGGGAUUGACAUUUGAGGAAGAAAGAGCCGACGACAUCAAAAAUCCUUCGUCCCGUUUGGCCACGUACACGCAUGAAGAGUUACGCGGGCCGGCGACUGCGUUUGGACUUCCUGCGUUUCCGCAUCGUAGCAAACCGCAAGAAGCAAACGUCAUGCCGAUACCCAACGGUCCACCAAUUACAGCAUCGGGCCCGGUGCGUAGAAUGCUUAAGUAUCAGAGAGAGUCCAAUGUCAUCCCGUACCAGACCCACGUGGAUUACAUCCGCGAAUUUGCCGCCACUGCACUUGCGCCCAUCAGAGCGUACGCUAUCCUGGAGAGAGAAGUGCCACCGCCGCCUCUGUGCGAAAUUUGUCAAGAAGGCGGAGAACGCGCUCCGACAUGGCGGUGCGAUUGCUGCGACGAGCAGCGCUAUCUCUGCAAGCGCUGCAUGGCUAGCGCGCAUUUCAAACUACCUUAUCACCGUGUGAAAUGGUAUAAUGGUCGCUUCUACGAGGACGCCUGGUUACGGGACUCGGGCGUUUACAUCGCGCUCUGCCCCCGGCGUUUAGGAGGGUCUUGUCCGACAGCGCCGCAUAGGCCGGAAGUGCCGGACGGCUUCUGGUCCGCUCCGCCCCCGCGCUACGUCGCCGCAGACGUAUCUCCAAUUUCUCCUGACGGAUCCGAUCGCGACGCUUUUGAACCCGACUCCGGCGCACAUCCCGCCGAUCCACCCGAUCCGCGCUUUGGCUCCGAGCCUCUCGAUGAAGGGGAAGUCGAAAGCGGCGCGGCGCCCCUCGACGACUACACCGAGCCGUGGACCCGCAGACCGGCGUCGGUUCCUCCCGUUCGUCCCUGUCAUUCACGGGAGGCAGAAUACGAUCCGCGGGGUCUUCGAGCGCUUACCAUCUGUCACGACAACGGCAUUCACGCAAUCGGAGUUCAAUUCUGCGCUUGUAGUGGGGCGGCCGCGCGUGAUCUCCAGCUUAUCGCGAAAGGCAUCUACCCCGCCAGUAGGAAAGAUCCAUCUACUGGAUUCACCUUCCGCUGUCUCGACAGAUUCCUCAUCGACAAUCUUGAAAGUGACACUGCUGCAGAAUCUUUUGCUCGCAAGCUACAGAGGCUCAGCAUUCCUGACAACCCAGACCUAGCGCCGAAUCGAUAUCCAGAGCUGAUUCGCUGCGGACGUGAAUAUCGCGCAAUCGUGCAGCUCAUCGAGCACGGUUUUUCUCAUCAAGACCUUACUAACUGGCAACCUCCCGGGCAAGGUGACUUAAUAUACAAAUGCGUUAUUUGUCCCAGCCCAGAAGAGAACAUGCGCAAUGGUUGGGAGACCAAGGACAAUAGCUGGGCGCACUUUUACUCGUUCAACAUCGACGGGAACUUUGAGGGGCAACACACCACUUCUCGAGUACCGGAAAACAAUCAACCGCUGUAUCCGGGAACUGGCGCCUUCAAUCAUCCGGAUGAAGCCGCCUACGCCCUGAGACAAGGGCGCGACGAUCACAGUCUGUCACAAGCCCAGAAAGAUCGUGUCGGUCACAUCCCGUGUCAUAAUCAUCAGGCUGCAAGCAACUUAGGCAAGUCGCGCAACCCAACUACAGAUAUCAAAGGAAUAGGAGCCAUUGUGUGUGCGAGACAUGGCUGCUUUGUCCCUGGCGCGCUCAAUAACUUUUCAUUGGGUGAAACCCAGAUUCCUGUUGACUACAGCCUUAAUAACGCUUUUAGGGUUUGCGAUUUCAGCAAAAUCAGGCGACUUCAAAUUCUCUACGACAUAAACUGCCAGUACUCGGUGCAUUUGGAGGAACGGUUUAAGGCCGCUGGAUAUUCGUGGCCGCAUUUACAGCAUCUCCUACUCGGAGUCGGCGUAUGGCAUAUCUACGGCCACAUCUUGGAGUGUUUUAGCAGGUUUUCUCCGCUCUACGCGUACCGCUGCGGCGUCGUCGACGGUGAAAUCGUGGAGACGCUUUGGAGUGUCUUGAACGAGAUUCUCGGAUCUUGUCGCGGCAUGUCACUGGCCCAUCGCGAGGAAGUCAUCAAUUUCAAAGUUCGGGACAUGAACUGGAAGAAGAUAGGGAAGGCAGGCGAGUCAUUCGCCUUUCUCGUUCCAGAGCCGAAAGUGACCAAGCGCACCGCCUAUCUGAACAAGAUCAGCGAGAGUUGUGCCGAAGAUGACCUACGGAAGUGGGACGAUCUGCGCAAGGAGUUGGAGGACCGGCGUUCCCGCCCGAUGCCCGCGGACGACCGCCGCGCGGACCGACAGGACGACCGAGGUCCGCGCUUUGCCGAUGGCCGUUUAGACACCGUAGAAGAAGAGCCGAGUCUUGCAGGAGCGGAGGCGGAGCUGCUCGAAGAUGAGGCUCUCGCAGACGACGGGGCUCAAUUAGUCCGUCCCAUAGUUGCCGCAAUGAAGUUGCAGGCAGAGCAGAUUCAACUCCAGAUCGCCGCUCGAGAGCCGGCCGGCACCGAAGAGCUGCGGCUAGAACGGGAGAAGUGGCGAGCCCGUCUGGCGAGCAGCAUCGGUCGCAGUAACUCCGCUAUGGCUCGACUACUAGACGAUGAGGGCGGAUCGAACGCCACAUUCUCUGGAGAGACGCCUCUCGCCGCGGCUGUGCUAGACGCGGAUAUGUGGCCGGAGACUACGAUGUCAGGCCCAUCCACGCGGGGGACGCGGCCACGUUCGGAGUAUCGAGCGGUCGACCUCCCUUCCACGCGUUGGGACGGACCCUCCCACUAUCACGAACUUGACGCCGUCAGGCAGAGGGCCAUUCGUGUCGAACGUCGUCUCCGAGAAGUGGAGGCUCGCGUGCGACUGUUCAAGCUGCGGACCGCGAGUUGA
This is a messenger RNA of Peniophora sp. CBMAI 1063, 3318 nucleotides long. The record is from the annotation of a GenBank genome assembly. NCBI's taxonomy places the organism in Eukaryota, Fungi, Basidiomycota, Agaricomycetes, Russulales, Peniophoraceae.